AUGCUCUUUCAUAUUCUCCUCGCCUACAGUCUUUUCGCCAUCGGGCUCGCCGCUCCUUUUGCCAAUUACACUCGUUGCGAGAAUUCAUACAGUGCAUCUGAUAUCCAGGCUAUCGAGGCGCAGUAUAUUCAGGAUCUCCAAGCUGCCGAAGCUGCUGGAGAAAUUCACCGCGACGAUGCACUAGCCCCAACCUUGACUGUUCCAUCCCUACUGUGUCGAACGGUGAAAGUUGUUUGGCACAUCAUUUACGAGUCCACCACUGUUCAAAAGGGCUAUAUGUCCGACCAGACUGUCAGGGAUUCGAUCAAGGCCAUGAACACUCACUUCUCCGGCUCUGGCUUCAAAUUUGUUCUUGACAAGAUCACGCGUACGCAAAACGCUGAAUGGUUCAACAAGGUCGACUCUCGCUCCUCACUCCAGGACGAUAUGAAGAAGAAGCUGCACGUUGGCGAUGCGACGACUCUGAAUGUUUACACUGUCAACUUUCCACGGCCAAGUGCUUUGGGAUAUGCGUACCUCCCUCAGUAUUACGCCGCGAAUCCGUGGAACGACGGUGUAGUUAUCAAGCAUAGUUCUGUACCAGGAGGAGCUGCCACCAAUUUCAACCAGGGCAAAACGCUGACACACGAAGUCGGCCACUGGUUGGGGCUUCUUCACGUGUUUAACGAGCAAGGUCAAUGCGUUGAACAAGACAUGGUCUCCGACACCCCCGUUCAAUCGACUGAGACUCUUGGAUGUCCAGCUUCGAAGGAUAGUUGCCCAAACCUCCCGGGAGCAGACUCGAUCCACAAUUUUAUGGACUAUAGCUGGGACUCUUGCAUGACUUCGUUCACCCCUGGCCAGAUUACUCGUAUGAAGGAACACUGCGAAAAUACAUACAGUCCGUCCGACCUUCAAGCCAUCGAGGCGCAGUACACUCAGGACCUCAGGGCUGCCGAGGCUGCUGGAGAGAUUCAGCAUGAAGACGAGUCGGCUAACUCCCGAGAUUUAUCAUCUCUGUCGUGCAGAACGGUGAAAGUUGCCUGGCAUAUUAUCUAUGAAAAGAAGACCGUGAAAGGGGGGUACAUGACCGACCAGAGUGUCAAGAACUCGAUCAAAGCUCUGAACACCCACUAUUCGGGAUCAGGCUUUAGAUUCAUUCUCGACAGGAUCACACGUACAAAAAAUAAGGAUUGGUUUAAUAAGGUCGACUCAAACUCGCCUCUGCAAGAUGCGAUGAAAAAAAGGCUGCGUGUUGGCGACGCAAGAACGCUAAAUGUGUAUACGAUAAACUUCCCGAAGCCCAAGUCGUUGGGAUAUGCAAAUCUUCCCCAGUACUAUGCAGCAUACCCAUGGGACGAUGGCGUAGUCAUCAAGCAUAGCUCUGUACCAGGAGGAGCUGCCACCAACUUCAACCAGGGCAAGACGCUGACCCACGAAGUCGGCCACUGGCUGGGGCUUCUUCACGUGUUUAACGAGCAAGGCCAAUGCGUUGAACAAGACAUGGUCGCCGACACCCCAGUUCAAUCAACCCAGACUCUUGGAUGUCCAGCGACAAAAGACAGCUGUCCUAACCUCCCUGGUCUUGAUUCUAUUCACAACUUCAUGGACUAUAGCUGGGACACUUGCUUGACAUCUUUCACUCCUGGACAGAUUUCCCGUAUGAAGAAGCAAUCCGACCUCUAUCGCAAGAUUCCACAAAGCUGGUGCUUCAAUUUGCCUAGUUUUACUCCAAUUAUUCCCACUCCAAUCAUCCCAACUCCAAUUAUUCCUUCCUUUACAAUCCACAUUCCAACACAUAUUCCCACUCCUGGCAUUCCUGGUGGCCCUGCUCCUGGGCCAGGUCCGGGACCUUUGUAA
Molecule: messenger RNA, 1839 nt
Organism: Serendipita indica DSM 11827
Lineage: Eukaryota; Fungi; Basidiomycota; Agaricomycetes; Sebacinales; Serendipitaceae
Source: the annotation of a GenBank genome assembly